This is a messenger RNA of Protobothrops mucrosquamatus (brown spotted pit viper), 2684 nucleotides long. RefSeq names its product alkB homolog 3, alpha-ketoglutaratedependent dioxygenase (gene ALKBH3). Gene Ontology annotation, cellular component: nucleus. The record is from RefSeq and is a predicted model, not a curated record. Gene Ontology annotation, molecular function: dioxygenase activity. The coding region runs from base 108 to 980 and encodes 290 amino acids. Gene Ontology annotation, biological process: DNA alkylation repair; DNA repair. The transcript has 10 exons. Lineage: Eukaryota; Metazoa; Chordata; Lepidosauria; Squamata; Viperidae.
UUCUUUUACCCCUUGGUGGAGGUCGUCUGCGACGGAGGGCGUAGUUGUCGGUGGCGGCGUAGUUGUGAAUGUGAAACCCCUUACAAGAAGACUGGUAAAGAAGAGUAAUGGAAGAUAAAAGGCAGAGAGCCAGAGUCCAGGGUGGCUGGGCUAGCCAGGGUAAUAGCAGAAUGACUUCAUGUUCAGCCUUUAGAAAUUCCAAUGCUAGAAAUCCAGCAUUUGCCAAUUCUGCACCAUCCACGUUCCAAGCAGAGGCAGAGCUUUCAUCUAAAAGACAGUUUGUUUUUAAAGCACCUGAAGAGGUUGUAUGCAAAGUCCCAGAACCCAGAAUAAUAGAAAAACAGGGUCUAUAUGAGAUCAGCACAUUGCCUUCAGGAAUAUCAAAGAUUCAUUUGAUUCCUGGCUUCGUUUCAUUGAGUGAAGCAGACUGGAUGUUUGAUCAGCUGUUGCAUGAAAUUCCAUGGAGGCAAAGAACACACAUUAGACAUGAUCGAUCUUACGACGAACCCAGACUCACAGCAUGGUAUGGAAAACUACCCUACACUUAUUCCAGACUUGAAAUGCAGGCAAACUCUGAUUGGCACCCACUACUGGCCAUGUUGAAGGAUCUAGUAGAAGAUUUCACUAAGAAUACUUUCAACUCCCUACUCUGUAACCUUUACCGAAAUGAAAAGGACAGUGUUGACUGGCAUAGCGAUGAUGAGCCUGCACUGGGAAAAAACCCCAUAAUUGCAUCGCUUAGCUUUGGUGCUACCCGGAUGUUUGAGAUGAGGAAGAAGCCUCGGCCUGAGGAUAACAAUGAUUAUACUUAUGUGCAAAGAGUUCACAUGCCAUUGGAUCAUGGUACUUUGCUAAUGAUGGAAGGAGCUACUCAAGAAGACUGGCAGCACCGUGUUCCCAAGGAAUAUCACUCCAGGGAACCACGUAUAAAUUUGACGUUCAGGACAAUAUAUCCAGAACCAGAGGCAAUGCAUACAUGACUGAAUGAAAUGCAGAACUGUGCUUUCGCUGCUGAGUCCAGAGUUUGAUGCUGACUUGGAUGUGAUGACCCAGCCAGAUUCACCAUUUGACUGCCACCAUCUCAGGGGAGAAGAAACUGCUUGCAAAGAGAACGUACAACUUUUGCAUAUUUCCAUUGAGCAAUGUAUUGUUUUCUUAGACUGCCUGCUAAUAUGUAAUCCUGAUGAUAAAAUUAUUUGUUUAUUGUUUAAAACCAGUCAAAAUGUUAUAUGCAUUCAGAGCGCAAAUGUUAUCUUUAGUGGAGAACAGAAAGGAUUUUUCUUCAGGAGGAAGACUAAUAAUGGAUUUCAGAAACAUUUCCAGUUUCAGAACUUGUAACUGUAGUUGCCAUGUUCAUGACCAUUUCGGCAAUGCUGGAGCAAUUUUGGGGGAAGAGGGAGCAGGGUAAAAGAAAUAUCUAGUAUAAUUAGCUGUAAUCCUGUGGAUGGUUUCAGUAGGAUCUUCUACCUAUACCAAUAAGACUAUUAUUACUGAAGAUAAAGCAAAGCUGUUUUAAAUAACUCAUGCCAUUCAAUCUAGCAUUCUGUUGUAUUAGAUGAACUUCAGUAAUAUUUGAAAAUAUAUAUCUAGGAACCUUGGCUUCAUUUUUCAAGACUCAGGAGCAUGUUCCUUCUCAAGUAUAGUUAUUCAUAAGAUUAGAUGGGGAAUGAAUGAUUACAUUCCUAGUUAUGAUUGCUCCGGAUCUUCAGUUGAGAAGCACUCCAGAUAUAUUUACAUCAGCAUCUUUUUUUCCAAAAAGAUAGUCCCUGACUUACAAUCACUAUUGGGGCCAGAAUUAGAAUGUGGUUGUUAACCAAAUCAUAUGAGUGGAACCAAUUUUACAGCCAUUUUUACUGAAGUCAUUAGGUGAACCACCAUGGUUGUUAAGUGAGUCACAUGUUAAGUGAAUAUUAAGUGACUUGCAGAGCUGUUAAGUAUAUCUACGCUCCCCCAUUGACUUUGCUUGUUGGAAGCCAGCUGGGAAGGUUGCAGUUGUGAUCACGUGACAUUUCAACCAUCAUAAAUAUGAGCCAUUUGCCAAGCCCCAAACUGAGAACGCGUGAUUGUGGAGUGUUGCAACUUCAAGGAUAGAUUGAUGUCACUUUUUCUGACACUUGUAACCCGCCCACCACCCACCCCUGUUAAAAGAGCAGUCUUAAAUCUUUAUACACUUUAAUGUAUAGGAGUCUGUGGGCUCCCAUAGGCCUUACUAAGUAAACAUGGUAAGGAGUUGUACCUGAGUGUUUGGUCUGGAAGUGGGCUCCAUGUACCCAGACAAGUCAAACUGAUGGGAUAGGAAAUGGAGAAGAAUAUAGCUGGCUGUCAGACAGCAACCUCACUGAGUUUACCUUUUGAUGGGUGUUUUUGUAAUUGGCUGUGCUGCCAUACCAACUGCUUAAUGAAAAGGUAAACUUCAGGGGCAAUGAAUGUCAUGUGAAUGCCCACAGGAUGGUCUUCAAAUUCCACCCCUUUCCCAAAUUAUUAGCUACUAGGUUAAUGUUAAUGUUUCAUACUUGGAUUAGGUACCCUAGAUGUAAGUGGCAAUGCUUUUAGAGGGGCUGCUGCACUGCUGUAAAUGGUUCUCUUCCUCCUUCUCCCUUGGAGCUUGUUCAUUACCUGCUUUGAUUCUGAAUGUGUGAUUCAGCCUUUUCUGCACAUUAAAAAAAUGACUAACUGGACAAUAA